Messenger RNA from Labrus bergylta (ballan wrasse), 813 nucleotides. NCBI's taxonomy places the organism in Eukaryota, Metazoa, Chordata, Actinopteri, Labriformes, Labridae. The record is from RefSeq and is a predicted model, not a curated record.
AUGGCUCCCUCCAGCUCCGAACCUCUUCUGGGCUGUCAAAGCAGAUGCACCAGACAACACUACGCAAGCGUUAAAAGAAAGCUGCGGCCUGGACGGAUUCUGGGCUUCGUCCUCAGCUUGGCGGUGGUCUGCACAGUCUGCUCAUGGAGUGCCUUGUCGCUGGUCACAACGAUGGCCAAGGAGCUGGAAUCGGCUGAUGAGGGCUCAGCAGAGGCAGCGGUGCCCCAAAGAACACUUCUUCAGCACAACAACAUUUCAGUUGCAACAGGAGGCAUACCAAUAGCUAUGAAGUCAUCCGACGUAGAGCUGAAUCAUGGGGACUACCCGACGGACUUAUUCUCUGUUGAGCAGAGACGCCAGGGCUAUGUGGUGUUUCAUAUGUUUGGCAUGUUGUACAUGUUCAUAGCCUUAGCCAUUGUUUGUGAUGAGUUCUUUGUUCCUGCGCUCACAGUCAUCACAGAGAAGCUGGAGAUCUCUGAUGAUGUAGCAGGAGCCACCUUCAUGGCAGCAGGUGGCUCCGCCCCAGAGCUCUUCACCUCUGUCAUAGGGGUCUUUGUCUCCCACAGUAACGUAGUAUUGGUGCUGAACCUCACCUGGUGGCCUCUGUUCAGAGACGUCUCCUUCUAUAUCAUUGGCUUGCUUAUGCUCAUCUAUUUCUUUCUGGAUAAUGAAAUCUCAUUGGGAGAAAGUAUUAGCCUGCUGAUGUGCUACACCUGCUAUGUGACAUUCAUGAAGUUCAAUUCUAAAGUAGAACUUGUCAUCAAGAGGUUGCUGGGAAGCAACCAGGUGGACGAGCUGGAAACCGCACCAAGG